AUGGCUUCAUAUAACCCCACUCCUCAAGCCCCAUUCGACCAUAAGAUUGUCAUAUCAAAGAAAGAAAUGAUCAGCAAUUUAUAUUCUGUGAGCAGGACAAAAAUUUUAGGAGGAGGAUGCUUCGGCCAGGUCGACAAAUGUGAAGAGAAAGCAUCAGGCUUAAAAUUAGCAGCCAAAAUUAUUAAAACCAGAGGUGCUAAGGAAAAGGUAAACCCCUGAAAUGUUACUUCCUUCCCCGGAUGAUGUGAAGAAUGAAAUAUUAUUCAGCUAUACAAUGCCUUUGAAUCCAAAAAUGACAUUGCUCUAGUCAUGGAAUAUGUGGAUGGUGGAGAGCUGUUUGACAGAAUUAUUAAUGAAAAUUACAAUUUAACCCAACUGUAUACCAUCGUGUUCAUAAAAUAGAUCUGGAAGGGGGUGAAGUAUAUGCAUCAAAUGUACAUUCUUCAUUUAGAUUUAAAGCCAGAGAACAUACUGUGUGUGAAUCGUGAUGCCAAACAAAUAAAACUUAUAGAUUUUGGAUUGGUGAGAAAAUAUAUACCCAGAGAGAAGCUGAAAGUGAACUUCGGUACUCCUGAGUUCCUGGCUCCUGAAGUGGUGAGUUAUGAUUUUGUUUCCUUUCCCACUGAUACGUACAUUGGUGUCAUGACCCAUAUGCUGCUUAGCAGACUAUCUUCCUUCCUGGGUGAAGAUGAUGCUGAGACCCUCAACAACAUCCUAGCUUGCAGAUGGAAUUUAGAAGAUGAGGAAUUCCAAAAUAUUUCUGAGGAGGCCAAGGAGUUCAUCUCAAUGCUUCUGAUUGAGUUCUAUAACUUAGAACAGAAUAUCAGAAACACUAGUGUUUCUUAUCUCUUAUCUUUCUAUGUGUUUCUUUGUGUCUAA
This is a messenger RNA of Tachyglossus aculeatus (Australian echidna), 879 nucleotides long. It is a transcript of the gene MYLK4, whose product is annotated as myosin light chain kinase family member 4. NCBI's taxonomy places the organism in Eukaryota, Metazoa, Chordata, Mammalia, Monotremata, Tachyglossidae. Gene Ontology annotation, cellular component: nucleus; cytoplasm. Gene Ontology annotation, molecular function: protein serine/threonine kinase activity; ATP binding. The record is from RefSeq and is a predicted model, not a curated record. Gene Ontology annotation, biological process: positive regulation of apoptotic process; intracellular signal transduction; protein phosphorylation.